GGCAGGAGCCUGAGCUCUGGUUCUGCCCCAGAGUAGCCUGUCCUAGAGGAGGCUGCCCACACAGAGGGGCUGUGCAAGUUUUCUGCUCAGGAUAUACAGAUGUUUGGCUCGUGAAAAAUGGCAGCUCUCAGUGUGAGGGUCAAGUGGAGAUGAAGACCUCUGGAGGCUGGAGAACACUCUGUGCCUCCAACUGGAAUAUGGCCAAUGCCAAUGUAGUUUGCGGUCAGCUGGGCUGUGGAGUCGCCAUCUUCACCCCAAAAGGAGCAUACUUUGUGGAAGGAGAAGAUGAGAUCUGGAGAGACCAAUUCCACUGCUCAGGGUCUGAGUCCUUCCUGUGGAAUUGUCCUGUGACUGCCCUGGGUGUUCCUGCCUGUGCCCAUGGAAACACAGCUUCUGUGGUCUGCUCAGGUCCUGUCAAGAGGUUUUAAGAGGUGUAGUUGUAAGUAAGCAUUAUUAUUUAUUGCAAUUCAUAAACAACACUGUAUAACAAUGAAUGAAAACUCUGGGAAGUUUCUCACCCUGGACCAUCAGAGAACAUUAGCAGCUCACAGAAGUCACCUGCACAUAUUUCCAGUCACUGUGCCCUCCUGUCCUCUGAAGAUGAGCACUCUGACUUCAGCUGCCAAAGAAAAUUUUUGUCAGAUUUGACCAUUAUGUAAAAUCAUACAGUAUCUUCUCUUGUUGUAUCUACUUUGACUCUACCUUUUGCUUAGAAUUUACCCAUUUUGCUAUUUGUAGCAGAGCUUCCUUUUUUUAUUGCUGUUGAGUUUUCUGCUGAAUGACCACAUGAUACAUUCAAGUGGUAUUGAUAUUUGAUGCUUGUUGACUUCCCAAAUAAUGAUCCUACAUAUUUUCAUGGUAAUAGCUUCUGGUGUAGGUAUGUAUGUAUUUGUAUCAGAUUUUUAACCCUUGUCCUUUUACUUUCACUCUCUUAAUGUUGUAAUCUUUCAGAUGUCAAAUGUAGUUCUUAAUGAAGCACAGAUUGUCAACAUUUUUUGUACCCUAAAUAAAACUUUGUACCAUAACAGCAUAAACAUAUUCUCCCAGGGUAUGUUAUACAUGUUCCUUUUCUUUUGAAUAUAAUUGUACAAUCUUUCUGGGGUUGAUAUUAUAAGGGAGUGUAUGAUGUGAAGAAAACUUACACAUUAUUGUUUUGGCAGCAAAUUGUCUCAGCAUCAUUACGGAAGAUGCU
Molecule: messenger RNA, 1192 nt
Organism: Marmota monax (woodchuck)
Lineage: Eukaryota; Metazoa; Chordata; Mammalia; Rodentia; Sciuridae
Product: antigen WC1.1-like
Exons: 3
Coding region: 150-428 (92 amino acids)
Cellular component (GO): membrane
Source: RefSeq, a predicted model, not a curated record